Aspergillus calidoustus is the source of this 1068-nucleotide messenger RNA. The record is from the annotation of a GenBank genome assembly. NCBI's taxonomy places the organism in Eukaryota, Fungi, Ascomycota, Eurotiomycetes, Eurotiales, Aspergillaceae.
AUGCCACGACGCAUCGUUCUAGAUUCCGACUCCGACUCCGAACUCGAAUUAUCCGACGUCCCAUCCCAACCCUCCGAUAAGCAGCUCGAGAAAGCUCUACGUGAUGCCGUCGCCCAGAUCUACAAAACGGGCAAGAUGGAAGAAUUAACGGUCAAAAGAGUUCGACUAGCGGCUGAGAAGGCACUGCAGCUUGAGGAGGGUUAUUUCAAGAAAAAUGGUGAGUGGAAGGCGAGGAGUGAGCAAAUUAUCAAGGAUGAAGUGGAGGUGCAAGAUGCCGCUGGGCAGGGAUGUCAAACACAAGAGGAAGCGGAACAUGAGGACAAUAGCACACCUCCGCAUGCAAACAUACCUACAAAACGCGCCAAACCAAAGACGUCCUCAGCACCUCGAAAACGCCGUAAGACGAGCUCUGAGAGUGAGUUGGAUGGCGAAAGUGAGGAAGAAACGAAAUCCACGAAAAAACAGAAACCCGCAACAAAGAAGGCAGAUCCUGAAUUGUCCGAGGAGAAGAUUCUAGAUGACUCUGAUACCAACGAGAAAGGCACCGAAUCUCCUAGGCAAAAUGCCGGCGCUGGCGGCGACUCGGAAAGCGAAAUGUCGAUUGUUUUAGAUGAAGAGCCUAAACCCAAGCGCCAAAGGCAGAAGAAGAGCGCCGCAGCAACUUCCGGAAAGGCGAAAAAGAGGGCCCCUUCGAAAGCAAAAGACACAGAUGCAGAUCAUAACCAGGCGGAGAUCAAGCGGCUACAAGGCUGGUUGAUCAAAUGUGGCAUUCGCAAGAUGUGGGCGCGAGAGCUGGCUCCGUAUGAAACACCAAAGGCGAAAAUCAAACACCUCAAAGAUAUGUUGAAGGACGCGGGGAUGGAAGGCCGGUAUUCCGUGGAGAAGGCUAGGCAGAUCAAGGAAGAGCGCGAACUCCGUGAGGAUCUCGAAAUGGUUCAAGAAGGAGCAAAACGUUGGGGUAAGGAGAAGGGAGACGACGGCAGUGACAGUGGUCAGCCCCGGCGGCGGCUAAAUCGAGGACUAAAGAGUCUCGCCUUUCUCGAGAGCGAUGGGGAGGAGACCGACUGA